Molecule: messenger RNA, 1720 nt
Organism: Alligator mississippiensis (American alligator)
Lineage: Eukaryota; Metazoa; Chordata; Crocodylia; Alligatoridae
Gene: BARX1
Product: BARX homeobox 1
Exons: 4
Coding region: 487-1230 (247 amino acids)
Biological process (GO): regulation of transcription by RNA polymerase II
Cellular component (GO): nucleus
Molecular function (GO): RNA polymerase II transcription regulatory region sequence-specific DNA binding; DNA-binding transcription factor activity, RNA polymerase II-specific
Source: RefSeq, a predicted model, not a curated record
CCCGCUCGGCCUCCCCCGCCCCCCGGCAGCUCGGAGAGUCCCAGACGCAGGUCGGGAAUAUAAUAGGCUGCUGUCUUCAGUCCUGGGGCGGAGAAAACUCUCCUAUGACGCGCCUUGUGCAGCAUGAGGUUGUAGCUCCUCCAGCCCCGGCUCACUCCUGCGGGAGAUCUCCAGGCGCUCGCUCUUCCGAGGGAGGAGGCGGGGUGGGGGCGCCGCGGGGGCGCGGGCAGCCAGGACCCGCCACCGGCCAGCGUGCGGGCAGGGCGGCCGGGCCGCGGGGCCGUGCGGGCGCGGGCAGCCCGGGCCGAGGCGGGAGCAUGGACGCGGCCCCCCCGCUGUCUCUGGGCGCCCUCCCGGGCGGGGCGCUGCUCUAGGGGCCGCCGGCGGGAGCCGCGAGGCAGAGGCGGAGCUCGGCUCGCGGCCGCAGGAGGCGGAGGAGGGAGCGGGGCGCUGCCGCGGGCGGCCCGGCCUGGGCGCGGGGCAAGGAUGCAGCAUCCCCUGGACCUGGGCGCCGCGCACUACUUCCCCGCCGACGCCUUCCCCGACCACCGCUCGCACCGCUACAGGAGCUUCAUGAUCGAGGAGAUCCUGACGGACCACGCGGACGCCAAGGGCGCGGCGCCGGCCGGGGAGCUGCUCAAGUUCGGCGUGCAGGCGCUGCUCUCGGCCCGGCCCUACCACAACCACCUCGCGGUGCUGAAAGCCGAGCAGGCCGCAGUCUUCAAGUUCCCUCUGGCCCCGCUCGGCUGCUCCGGCCUGGGCUCGGCGCUGCUGGCGGCGGGCUCGGGGCUGCAAGGCGGCUCUUCGUCCUCCCAUCUCCCGCUGGAGCUGCACCUCCGCGGCAAGCUGGAGCAGGGCGCCCCGGAGCAGGGCGGCAAGGCCAAGAAAGGGCGCCGCAGCCGCACGGUCUUCACGGAGUUGCAGCUCAUGGGGCUGGAGAAGCGCUUCGAGAAGCAGAAAUACCUCUCCACGCCCGACAGGAUAGACCUGGCGGAGUCCCUGGGCCUGAGCCAGCUGCAGGUGAAGACCUGGUACCAGAACCGGCGCAUGAAGUGGAAGAAGAUAGUGCUGCAGGGCGGGGGCCUGGAGUCCCCCACUAAGCCCAAGGGCCGCCCCAAGAAGAACUCCAUCCCCAGCAGCGAGCAGCUCACGGAGCAGGAGCGCGCCAAAGAGGCGGAGAAACACGCGGAGGGCCUCGGGGCGCCCUGCGAGGUCAGCCAGGAGGAGUGAGCCCAGCCGACUGCAGCCCACGCGCGGCUCCGGACUGCCGCCUCGGCGCCGCCUCCCGGGCCCCCGCUGCGCCCCGGCUGGGGGCGGACUGCGCUCCAGGCUGCCGGACUGCCCCGCUCUCGCCGCCUGCAGCAGCCUGGACUGAUCCCGGCCUCGCGGGCCCCUUCCAGCCCCGCUUUCCGCAGCGUGGAGGACUCGUGCGCGGCAGCAGCCGCAGGAGCCGCGGGAAGGGGCAGCCCCGAGGCUGGGGCGCUGCGCUGCGCUGCGCCGGCCGGGGCCGGGGCCGGGGCCGGGGCCGGGCCGAAGAUGGCUCUUCCCGCUCUGUUUGAUACGCGCUCGGUGCCCGCCUCGGGCCGGCUGCGGGGCCGGGGCGGGAGCUGUCGUGGCGCUCUCGCCGCCCGCGGUGCCCCGAGGGCCUCGGCAAGCGCGGUGUGACCUGAUUUGUCCCGCGAAGACCUUGUCUUCGCCUCAAUAAAGUUGUGACGCAGCC